AAUUGUCUCAACUACAGCAUCAAAAAUGGCAGUUCAAGUCAAAUUCGAACAAGUCGGGACUUACUUCAAGCAACAUGACAAGAAAGCAAUCCCAGGAAAACUCCCAAAUCGGCUGAAUGAUGAUCCGGAUCUUUAUGGGAAGCUGAAAUAUCCUCUCGCUCUUUCUCUUGGCUGUAAAGAUUUCAAAGACGAAGGAGGUGGCGAUGUUUAUGAAUCCAUUUUUGACUUCACACGAAAAACUGCCAACCGAGGAACUUCCUUGAAAGAGACAAUCGACGCCGAUAUUUUCUCGAACCGAUCCAAUCUGACAACAAUAGCGACAGCAUCGAAAUUUAAUCGAGAGCCUUCUGAAAUUAUUGCGCUCCGGAAGAACGGCGUUAUUUUUCUCUACAAGAAUGAGAAAUCGUAUGAAGGCAAAUAUGGAGGUGGCUACAAUUUUGAAAAGUAUAUGACCCUGAACGAAGUAGGACAUCCCCACAAUCCAAACGAAAAGGUAUCAAAUGCGACUUGCUCAAAAGUUGUUCUCCGAACGUCUUUCGUAAGCAGAAAAGAAACAAUAAAAGUCUAUUACGCUUCUGAAGUUGAUGCGGUUGACAAAAAUGGAAAUUUCGUGGAGAUGAAAUCUACCAAAUCGGAUCAUGGUAAAUGGUUACACUGGAACAGCCAGAAGCACUACUUCCAAUCGUUCCUUGGAAACGUUCCAACUAUCCUAAUUGGACGAAAGGAUCAAAAUGACUGUGUGUACCAGGUUGACAAAAUCAAAACUAGCGAAAUUCCGAAGAUGGAUGUGAAGUGGAAGGUUCAGAAUUGCCUUGCACAGCUGUUCACAGUGCUCAAUAAAAUCAUGUCAAAGCUUCCAGAUGAUGAUCAAGCUAUUUCUGUUAAGAUUGCUGAUGGUGAAAUUAGUUACGAAAAUGCAAAGGCUGAAGAUUGGAAUUUUAUUCAUCCUUCUUUCCUGGAGUAUUUCGAACGGUGAUUGUUUUCAAAUUUUUGUUAUUUGUUUUCAUUUACAUACUGUUCCAACGCUUCCAUUAAAUUUGCAAUAAUUCUAUCAACCUCUAUCUUGAAUAAAGUUACCUAAUCAA
Molecule: messenger RNA, 1085 nt
Organism: Caenorhabditis elegans
Lineage: Eukaryota; Metazoa; Nematoda; Chromadorea; Rhabditida; Rhabditidae
Gene: eol-1
Product: Decapping nuclease
Exons: 5
Coding region: 26-976 (316 amino acids)
Cellular component (GO): nucleus
Source: RefSeq, marked reviewed